AAAGAAGAAAAUAUUGGUUUUUCAAAAAUAUUUAUCUACAUUUUAUCGUUUGAGAGAUGAAAAUGCUUGAUCCUAACUCAUCGCAGGAAUUUCCUGUGAGAGUAGCAGUUCGGGUGAGUAAUUGAUAUAUAAAUAGUUUUAAUUCAGACAAUUCUUUAGUUAUUUCUAAAGUCAUAUGCGACCACUUUUCUAUUCUUCUAAAAAUGAAUUUCCAUGUUAGGUUCGUCCAAUACUUCAACGAGAAAAGUUACAUCAUCAGCAAAGUUGUGUGUAUGUUCAUCCACAACUAAAUCAGGUUGUUCUUGGAAAUAGUCAUACAUUUACAUACGAUUUUGUUAUGGGUCCUAAAACACCCCAAGAUGAACUUUUCCGAACAUGUGUUGAACCAAUUCUCUCGAAUGUAUUUGAUGGUUAUAAUGUGACUGUAUUCGCUUAUGGUCAAACAGUAAGUUGA
This is a messenger RNA of Didymodactylos carnosus, 454 nucleotides long. The record is from the annotation of a GenBank genome assembly. NCBI's taxonomy places the organism in Eukaryota, Metazoa, Rotifera, Eurotatoria, Philodinida, Philodinidae.